CGUUUUGCUGAUUGUAGCCGCCAACUGUGUGCGUGCGUUUCAGAUACUACGUACGACAUGGCAAAGCAUCUCGCACUCGCGGAUAAAGAGUUCUUCUUCAUACAAUAAAAUGUUGUUGCUGCUGCUGCGGUCGUAGUAGCCGUCGUCGUCAUAGUCGUAGUCGACAACAUCAUCAUCGCUUCUCCUCGGCCGUUGUGAGUUGGUUUGUUUCAUUUACAGCGCCAACAAAUGCAACGGUAAAAAAAUUGGAAUCACUUUGUCGCGUACAAACGUGUUCUAACAGUAGCGUACAGAACGUCGCGGCGAAAAGACACACGCGCUGUUCUCCUCUAUUAUUACAAACAAACAAAAAAAAAGAUUCUUCUUUACAAUAAACAACAAACAAAACAAAAAAACGUUCAUUACACAAACACAAGAUUUUUGCUUAAAAAAAAUUUCAAAACAGAAACACAAAUUGUUCAACAAAAGCUCUACCCUUUUUCGGCCAAAAAAAGGAAAUAUACAAAAUUGAAGAAAAAGAAAAUCGCAAAGCAAAAGGCCCCAACCCUUUUAAAAGCAAGAUCGGAAAUUACAAAGAAAUUGAAAAUUUAGAAAAAAAGUCAAAGUGGAAAAUUUCUAAAAAAAUGGCAAACAAAAUGAAAUUUCUCUAAAAAAACAACAACAACACAAUAGAAAAAAAUUAUUUGAAAAAACACAAAGUGAAAGGAAAUUUUGCGAAAAAGUGUUAAAAAAGAGAACUGUUUAAAAAAAAAACUCAUCUCAUCAUUGCUAUUUGGAUAAUAUACAAACACAAAAAAAAUCUAUGAAAAUGCUUCAAAAUGCUACGCCACUUAGUAACAGUGAGAGUAUCCUCCUCUGGCACUAAACUCCCUGCAACUUUAGUUUAGCCUGUAGCCCUUACGGUCUCGGUACUCGCUUGACAUAUCUUAGGAUUUGAAUGUUAAGCUGUCGCCUCUGUUUGAGAAGUUGAAAAAAAUUAAUAAAAACAAUAAUUGUGCAAAAUUUAAUAGAAAGCAUUGAAGCCAAAACAGCAAUAGAACCUAGAGUUCAAUAAAACAAAAAAAGUUUGAUUAUUUUUGGUUGGGAAAAAACGCGCCUUACAAACAUCAUUCCAAUGUUGUCGUGUUUGGUGCCGUCGUCAACAUCACGUUUUGGUCAAGAGGAUAAUAUUAUCAAUCAAAGUAUGCCCUCAUCGCCAGCAUUCACCAUGCAAUUUCCUUCAUUGGCCUCUACAUUGCAUCACCAUCAUCAGCAGUCAAAGAGCAGUAGUGGCAGUAACACAGUUGAUGAUGAAAAUUCUAGUGGCGUACCAGCUUCAUCGUUGGGAGCUGCCUCACCCACACCUCAACAAACUGACUUUAUGGUCACAUGUCCUCAAUGUCACAUAAGAUUGGGGGGUUUCGAGUCUCUCCGUGAUCACAUUGCCAAUGAGCAUCCUCACGAUAAAUUAAACAUUGAACCCUCCUAUCCCAGUCCGCCAGCUGAACAUUUGCAUCAGGGGCAAAAUCUAGCCUCAAAUACCACAAAUAUGAUUGGUGAUCCUGCCAACACUAAUGUGGAUGACAGUGAUGACAACGAAAGUAAUCAAAGUUCAAGUGAAUCGAAAAUUUUUAAUAACAAUAACAACAAUAGCCAAGAGAAGAAUAACAAUAGUAUUAAUGCCACACCUACACAUAAUUCAUCUGCCCCCAAUACACCACCACCCUCCUCGCAACAACAUAUAUCCAACAGCAACAACAACAAUGGUCUCAACUCCUCCAAUUCGCUGGUGGGAGAUCUCUCCACAUCACCAUUUGCUGCACACUUACCGCAUAAUAUACAUCCUGCGGCCGCGGCACAAUUCAUGGCUGCCUUGGCCAUGCAGCAGCAACAACAACAACAACAACAGCAGCAGCAACAAAAUGCUGGCAAUACCUCACCCACAUCCCAUUUAUUAGGAGGUUUCAAUGGCCAUACCCAACAUCAGCAUCAUCACCAUCAUCAUCAUCUAAAUCCACAUGCACUCUCCUCCGCACAGCAACAUUCUUCGAAUCAACAUCAUUCGUAUGAUACCAUGGAUACCAUACGCUCCACCUCAAGUCCUGGCUCAUGUGGAGGCAGUGAUAAUAAUUCAGCGGCCAGCAGCAUAAGUCCACCGUAUCAGUGCUUGCAUUGUACUGCAUUGUUUCAAACACGUCACGAAUUGGAGAAACAUGAACUUAUGCAUUCACCCAAUGCGCAGUCGCCACAGUCCCUAAAUGGUGUUAAUCAAAGCUGCAAAAUCUGUCACAAGGCUUUCGCCAAUGUCUACCGUCUGCAACGUCACAUGAUCAGUCAUGAUGAGUCGGCACUACUACGCAAAUUCAAGUGCAAUCAAUGUGAUAAGGCUUUCAAAUUCAAGCAUCACCUCAAGGAGCAUGUGCGCAUACAUUCCGGCGAAAAGCCAUUUGGUUGUGAUAAUUGUGGCAAGAGAUUUUCGCAUUCCGGUUCCUUUUCAUCGCACAUGACUUCGAAGAAAUGCAUAAGCAUGGGCCUGAAAUUGAACAACAAUCGUAAUCUGCUGCUCAAGAGUUUGGACAAGAAUAUAUCUGCAUCGGCCAAUACUUCACCCACAGCCUCUCUGAAACUGGGCUCACCCAAUGGCAAGACGGCAGUGGAUGCCCAAAGCAUGGUGCAGAGUCUAACCAAUACCAUGAAUUACUUUGCGGCCGAUAAUAAUGCCAAUGCUGCACAAGCUUCAAAUCCAUUCUAUUCAAAUUUACUGCCCAAAUAUGGUGACUACAAUAGUGCCAUGAAUGCCGCCCUAUUGGCCUCAUUCCCAAAUCCAUUCUAUAGCAUGGCUUUGGAUCCCCGUAUGCAUCCGUAUAGUAUACAACGUCUAUUGGAGUUGACUGCUGCCGGCCAGCAGCAACAACAGCAAACAGCUCUGACGCCCCCACCUUUGCAUCACCAGGUGGGGGAGGCAGAUGUGGCAGCGGCGGAGGAUGAAGAUGAUAAUAGCAAGGAUUUGAAAAUAGCCUCCAAUGUAGAUGAGGAGGAUGAAGAUAACACCUCAGAGACAUUGGAAUUAAAUGAUGAGGAUAAUCAAGAUGAACCAAAACUGGUUAUGGAUUUGGAGGCCGAGCCAACGAACAAAGAAACAGAAACAAACCACACCACCACUCACUCUACGGAGAUGAAUGAAAAGCCGAAGGGAAAUGAGGAAAAAGAAAAUGAAAUGCCUCCAGAGGAGGAAGAAAUUACCACCAAUGGUAAUGUCCCUAACAAUUCCAGUCUCAUUAAACAAGAAAAAAUCCCAAGUGAAACACCUACCGACAAAGAAGCCAUCGAGCAACAGGCAAUGCAAGAAUCGCACUUACCUGAACCCCUUGUUCAACAUCACAUUAAGCAGGAGCAAUUCGAGGAAUCCCAAGAACCCUUGGAAAUGUCCACCAAUGAGGAGAAAUCUUCGGAGGACUUGCCAGAUUCAGUCAACUCUUCUUCCGAACUAAGAUGUUCGCGUUGCGAUAAAAAAUUCAAUCAUCCCACAGAGUUGGUGCAACAUGAAAAGGUGCUGUGUGGUUUUAUUAAACAGGAAUUGGAGCAACAAUACCAUGCACAGCAGCAACAGUUGUUGGAACAAUCGGCCAGUUCUAGUUCAUUUAUGGCCAGCAGUGAUGUUGAGGAUGAACGCGAUGAGGAGCAGGAGCGAGAUUCUCUUUCACGCAAUGAUUGCUCCAGUGGUGGCGAAUCUAAUGCCGAACGUAAGGUGCGGGUGCGCACCGCCAUUACGGAGGAACAACAACAGCACCUGAAGCAACACUAUGCCAUUAAUUCUCGCCCUAGCCGUGAGGAGUUUCGCAUGAUUGCCUCACGCCUGCAGCUUGAUGCUCGUGUGGUGCAGGUGUGGUUCCAAAACAAUCGUUCUCGGGAACGUAAAUUGCAAUAUAACAACAUGAACAACAACAAAAUGACAUUCCCCAUGCAGCUGCCAAGUGGAGGAGUAGUAGCUGCCUCAGUUCCAGCAGCAAGUGCGAGCACACAAAACUUUGAAGCCAAUGCCCCAGAGACGAUGAGUAAGCCUUUAACACUGUCCGAAGAGCUGCCUUUGGAUUUGUCCGUUAAGCCACAGGUUAAGCCUCAUGGUCAGCAACAACAUUCACCCAUGUAUGGCAUAGCCCCGCUACAAUCGGGAGCCAAUGGCAAUAAUAUUAACGGUGAUCUGCAAGAGGCCAUUAAUUUAAGCCGCAAAAUGUCACCGCCCUCCUCAUCCUUGUCACCCACAUCGGCGGCCUCGGUGCCCGCUGUUUUCAAGCAGCAGGCUCAAGCGCAGGCAGCUGCCGCUGCAGCAGCUCUAUACUUUGCUGCUCCUCCCUCACAGGCCAGUGGGGCUCCAAAUUUGCCCCACAACAUGCGUCAGACACCCUCACCCAUAGAAGCUCCCCUGGGUUUGGGUGGUGGUGGUGGUCCUCAACAGACCUCAACACCACGUGGCGCUGCAGCAUUUCCCUCCUUCUCACAAUUGCCACCGUACAUGAUGCCAGCGGCCAUGGCUGCUGCUCAACGCACUUUAAUGCCCAUGGAAGCCUUAUUCCAAAUGACACCUAGUUCGGCGGAAUACGCCCGCCAGCAACAUUCGAUAAUGAACAGUAUUAAAAUGGGUGCCUCCGGCUUGGACUUUAGAGGCAAUAGCUUGAGUCCCGGCUCGGAGAAACGUUCAUGGCGUGACGAUGACUCACGCAUAUCGCAUGAAGAUGAAUACGCCCAUGCGCAGGCGCAGGCGGCUGCCGCCCUAAUGCCACCCAAACCAAAGAGGGCCAAGGCUGAGACGCAUGGUCAUGCUGGUGAUCCCGAUUUGCCUUUCAUUUGUGAUCAGUGUGAUAAAGCUUUUGCCAAACAAAGCUCGCUGGCGAGACAUAAAUAUGAGCAUUCCGGUCAACGUCCCUACCAAUGUAUGGAUUGUCCCAAAGCUUUCAAACACAAACACCAUUUAACCGAACACAAACGUUUGCAUAGUGGCGAAAAGCCCUUCCAAUGUUCCAAGUGCCUAAAACGCUUCUCACAUUCCGGCUCGUACUCGCAGCACAUGAACCACCGGUACUCUUACUGCAAACCCUACAGGGAAUAG
This is a messenger RNA of Stomoxys calcitrans (stable fly), 5086 nucleotides long. It is a transcript of the gene zfh1, whose product is annotated as zinc finger protein 1. NCBI's taxonomy places the organism in Eukaryota, Metazoa, Arthropoda, Insecta, Diptera, Muscidae. The transcript has 5 exons. Gene Ontology annotation, biological process: anatomical structure development; regulation of transcription by RNA polymerase II. The record is from RefSeq and is a predicted model, not a curated record. Bases 1115 to 5086 code for a protein of 1323 amino acids. Gene Ontology annotation, molecular function: DNA-binding transcription factor activity, RNA polymerase II-specific; RNA polymerase II cis-regulatory region sequence-specific DNA binding.